CCCGCGGGCGGCCGGGGUCCUCGGGAGGCUCGGCGCGGUGGGCGUACGCCUCGGGCCGCCAUUUCUGGGCGUCUCUGGAGGAGCCGCCCCCUCCCCAACCCUCCCGGCGUCUCGCGGGACCGCUCCCCACUCCGUGGGCGGCCGCCGUCCGGGCCCAGUGGCAAAAAUGCUGCGCUUCUUCCGGAGAACUCUUGGUCGUCGGUCUAUGCGUAAACAUGCUGAGAAGGAACGACUCCGGGAAGCUCAGAGAGCUUCUACGCACAUUCCUGCUGCUGGAGAUGCGAAGUCCAUCAUCACGUGUCGUGUGUCCCUUCUGGAUGGAACAGAUGUUAGUGUGGACUUGCCGAAAAAAGCCAAAGGACAGGAGUUGUUUGAUCAGAUUAUGUACCACCUGGACCUGAUUGAAAGUGACUAUUUUGGGCUAAGAUUUAUGGAUUCAGCACAAGUUGCGCAUUGGUUGGAUGGAACAAAGAGCAUCAAAAAGCAAGUAAAAAUUGGUUCACCGUAUUGUCUACAUCUUCGAGUUAAAUUUUAUUCUUCAGAACCAAAUAAUCUCCGUGAAGAGCUAACCCGGUAUUUGUUUGUUCUUCAGUUAAAACAAGAUAUUCUUAGUGGAAAAUUAGAGUGUCCCUUUGAAACAGCUGUUCAGUUGGCAGCUUAUAACCUGCAAGCUGAACUUGGUGACUUUGAUCUUGCUGAGCACAGUCCUGAACUUGUAUCUGAGUUCAGGUUUGUGCCCAUUCAGACUGAAGAGAUGGAGCUUGCCAUUUUUGAGAAAUGGAAGGAAUACAGAGGUCAGACACCAGCACAAGCUGAAACCAAUUAUCUGAAUAAAGCCAAAUGGUUAGAAAUGUAUGGGGUUGAUAUGCAUGUGGUUAAGGCUAGAGAUGGGAAUGACUAUAGCUUGGGACUGACCCCUACAGGAGUUCUUGUUUUUGAGGGCGAGACCAAGAUUGGCUUAUUUUUUUGGCCCAAGAUAACCAGAUUGGAUUUUAAGAAGAAUAAAUUGACUCUGGUGGUUGUGGAAGAUGAUGAUCAGGGCAAAGAGCAAGAGCAUACAUUUGUUUUUAGACUGGAACAUCCCAAAGCAUGUAAACACUUGUGGAAAUGUGCUGUGGAACAUCAUGCCUUUUUCCGUCUCCGAGGUCCUGUCCAAAAGAGUAAUCAGCGAUCAGGAUUUAUUCGAUUGGGAUCCCGAUUUAGAUACAGUGGGAAAACUGAGUAUCAGACUACAAAAACUAGUAAAGCAAGAAGAUCUGCAUCUUUUGAAAGAAGACCCAGCAAACGAUAUUCCCGGCGAACUCUGCAAAUGAAAGCAAGUACAUCAAAACCAGAAGAACUCAGUAUUCACAAUAAUAUUUCAUCCCAGACAAAUGGCUCCCAGCAGGCUUGGGGUAUGAGAACCACUCUGCCUGUGAGUCCUGUUCCCUCUGGUCCUGUGCUCGUGGAGAUAGAGAAUCUUCAGAGGAGUCCUGGUCCAGAUCACAACAAGAAAUGGCUCUCUGCUGCCAGUGACUGCUGUCAACAUGGUGGAAACCAGUGGAACACGAGGGCUUUGUCCCCACCUCAGCCUGCAUAUAGGAACUACACUGACUUUGUCCAUGAGCACAAUGUGAAGAAUGCAGGAGUCCAUCAUGAUGUUCAUUUCCCUGGCCCUGCAGCCAUGACUGAGAUAUGAGUGUUAAACCGCUUAGGCAUUGGGAGGACUUUGUCAUGAGAGUGGAUGGUGUACAAAUUGGUGAUACAUAUUUCUAGUGUUUAAAGAGGAUUGAUGAAGUUAGGCAAAUUUGGAAGGAGUUAUUUUAUAUCAAGUAUCUAGAUAUGUAGUGUUAGAUCAGAAGAAGCUAUGUAUCAUCAAUAAUAAUGGCAGUUUUGUGUUGAGAAGGGUAUGUAUUUUUGUAAUCAUGGGAAGGUUUUACAUGAUUAUAACAUGUUAACAAAUCACUCAGAAGAGGCCUUAGGAGGCUUGUGUUUGUGAACAAGCAGCCCAUCAUCUCUGUAGUCCAUGACAUACAACUAGGUUGAAGUUAAAGAUCAGCCAACUAAAAGCCCACUCACAAGUGUAUUCCAGGCUUAAAUUAGCCUACCUUUUAUAUUAAUAUGAAACUACUUUUACAUGUUGUUUUUAAUAUUUCCAACUAGUGAUUCAUGCCUUAAUUUCAGUUAAGUGCCUGAGAUUCUGUCAUUUUAAUUAAUUUAAAACUUGAUACACUUCAUUUUUAAUAAUCGCAAAUGUUUUAAAUUUACAAAAGAUGUCAAAAUCAUAUUGUUAAUGUGAUUUAUAUGAAUCACAUUAUUUAUGGCUCAGUCUGAAUGUUUACUUGUACAUGUUUAACUGAUUAACCAAUAGUUAAUUAAAUGGUUACAUUUCUACUAAAGGGUUUUACAAAAUGGAAAAUGUACUCAUUUUUGUUUAUUCGCUCUUUUCUUUUCUCUUGCAUAUUGUGCACCUGAUAGAUUUCCCAAGUAUUCAACAGCCUUAUAAUUUGACCUUGUGUAAACUUUUAAAAUAAAAUUUUGAAGCCAAAUAAUGUUAUUUUAAAAUAUUAUCAUAUUUGGUGCUUUAUGAUAUUUAGAAUGUAAUUAUCCACUUUUGGGGGGUUUAUUUCAGAUUAACUGGAAAACUUACAUUUCUGGUUUUAUGCAAGGUGUUGCAAAGGAAGCAUUUUCUUUUAAAAGAAAAUUUUAACAAAUAUUUCAAACUUUCAAAACAUAUAUGUAGUGAUUUGAAGGUAUUUGGUAGUCUGAGAAUUUGUAAUACUUCAUUAUAGACAACUGCUGACCUUGCAGCUCAGUCUUAGCCUUCUCUACCAAACAGAUGUUCCACGGGACUUUAUUACUGUACUGCUAAUUGCAAAUGUAAUAUUUUGUCAAAUGAAGAUAUAAGCAUAAUUAAAUAGUAUUUAUCAAAUGAGAUUUAUAGCCGGGUUUCCGUCCAAGUUUAUCUUAUAAGGGGAUGUACACUUAUUCAUUAAUACAUCUAAGUAGCCCAAAUUACUAUCUCAGUACAUCGUUUAGAGUGCCCCAAAAUGGCCACUUUUGUUCUUCUUAGUUGUUUUAGACAUUUUGUACCUGAGAUUAUACUUGUCGUUUAUUAUUGGCAGCAGUUUCUUAAAGGAAUUUGAAUCAUACCAUUUCAAAACAUAGAAAUUUAUUUAUUCCAGGGGCUGGAGAGAUAGCACAGCGGGUAGGGCGUUUGCCUUGCACGCGGCCGACCCGGGUUCGAUUCCCAGCAUCCCAUAUGGUCCCCUGAGCACGGCCAGGGGUAAUUCCUGAGUGCAGAGCCAGGAGUAACCCCUGUGCAUUGCCAGGCGUGACCCAAAAAAAAGCAAAAAAAAAAAAAAAAAAGAAAUUUAUUUAUUCCAUUUAAGAAAAGUUCAUGGACGUGAAGAUGACCAGGAACCUACUAGAAAUCCAAGAAGGAUAUUAACAAAGCUUACCUGCUAUUUUGGAAUGUCCUGUGAUUUAACUUUUUUCAUAUUAACAUUAAUCUUGACUUGUGAAGAUCAGAUUGCUAAUAGAAGGCUUCAAUGUAUCUUUAGUGGAAUUAAACUAGGAAAUACGGAAUAAUUGUAAUUGAAGAGUAAAAUCUUAACUUUAUAUAAAAGUAGUAAUUUUUAUAUUUAGAAUUUGAGUUCACCAGUGCUAUGACAUUUAAGUAAUGCAAGAAAGAUAUCAUGAGACUUUUUUUCCUUGAGAACCUUGCUGUAGGUUUUAGUUUAAUUCCUGAUUGUACACACUAGGUUGGAGGGAUGAUUGGGGAAAAAAGGCAGCAAAAAGGAGUUAGGGAAGUAAAGGGCUAAGACUGAAUGGUGGUAGAUUAAAAUUUGUCUGUUUUAUAAAGUUUUUAUAUUUUCUAGGAUUUUAUAUUAAAGGCUAUGAAUAUUCUUGCUAAUAUUUUCAUGAUGGAUAAGCUUGUUACCUUAGCUGUGAAGCUUUUAAUGAAGGUUUAAUGAAGGCUUGAAAUUACUAAGAUUGUGAGCGAUAUAUUCUGCAUUGUAUAUGCUUUAAGAGUCAACACAUUCUGGUUUUAAAAACUAAUAUCCUUCAUAACAGCCCUAUAUGGACAUUAUCCUGUCGAUCAGGGAAGCGAUCAGCACAGAACUCUAUUUAUGUUGUUUAACCUCAGUGCUUUGGCUAGAUUAACAUAAUUAAUGUUAAUGUAAUAAAAAUACCUCAAAGCCAUUUCCUAGUUCUUGAGUAUAAACUAA
Molecule: messenger RNA, 4211 nt
Organism: Sorex araneus (European shrew)
Lineage: Eukaryota; Metazoa; Chordata; Mammalia; Eulipotyphla; Soricidae
Gene: EPB41L5
Product: erythrocyte membrane protein band 4.1 like 5
Exons: 17
Coding region: 167-1678 (503 amino acids)
Cellular component (GO): cytoskeleton
Molecular function (GO): cytoskeletal protein binding
Source: RefSeq, a predicted model, not a curated record